This is a messenger RNA of Liolophura sinensis, 1832 nucleotides long. RefSeq names its product nicotinamide phosphoribosyltransferase-like. Bases 24 to 1466 code for a protein of 480 amino acids. Gene Ontology annotation, molecular function: nicotinamide phosphoribosyltransferase activity. Lineage: Eukaryota; Metazoa; Mollusca; Polyplacophora; Chitonida; Chitonidae. The record is from RefSeq and is a predicted model, not a curated record. Gene Ontology annotation, biological process: NAD+ biosynthetic process. The transcript has 9 exons.
GACGUAACACACGCUGAUCAGCUAUGGCGGGCGACAGUCAACUUGGAGCUCAGCUCGAUAAUAUCCUGCUUGUUACCGACUCGUAUAAGGUAACUCAUCAUUUGCAAUACCCAGACAACACCAGCACUGUGUACUCCUACUUUGAGAGUCGAGGAGGGAAGUUUCGAUCAACUGUUUUCUUUGGAUUGCAGUAUAUCUUAAAACGAUGGUUGGUCGGCCCUGUAGUAACGAGGGAGAAAAUAGAUGAGGCAGUAGCAAUUUACAAAGAACACUUUGGAAGGGACCUUUUCAAUGAGGAGGGAUGGAAUUACAUACUCAAUCAUCAUGGAGGUCAUCUUCCUGUGAGAAUAAAGGCAAUACCAGAGGGAACAGUUGUGCCAUACAAAAAUGUUCUCUUCACAGUCGAAAAUACAGACCCAAAAUGUUUCUGGCUGACCAACUACUUGGAGACAUUGUUGGUGCAGGUGUGGUAUCCCAUGACUGUGGCCACAAACUCCCGUUACCAGAAAGAGAUUAUCUGUAAAUAUCUAGAUGAAACGGCAGAUAACUUGGAAGGAUUACCAUUUAAGCUACACGAUUUUGGAUUCCGGGGAUCAACAUCUGUGGAGUCAGCUGGAAUAGGUGGUGCUGCUCAUCUAGUGAAUUUCAUGGGAACAGACACAAUAGCUGGGAUCAUGAUGGCGAGGAAAUACUACGCCUGCCCUAUGGCUGGUUUCUCAAUUCCCGCUGCCGAACACAGCACAAUAACAACAUGGGGUCGGGAAGGAGAAGUGGAUGCGUACAGGAAUAUGCUGAACAAAUUCCCAACAGGCCUCAUGGCCUGUGUCAGCGACAGCUACAAUAUCUGGAAUGCCUGUGAUCACUUCUGGGGUGGUGUGCUGAAGGACAGCGUGGUGGAAAGGGGAAAAAAUGGUGGAGUUCUUGUCAUACGGCCUGAUUCAGGAGAUCCAGCAGAGGUGGUCAUUAAGGUGUUGGAUAUACUGGGUCAGAAGUUUGGAGUGACCAAGAACACCAAAGGUUACAAGAUGCUACCUCCUUAUGUGAGGAUAAUACAAGGUGACGGGAUCAGCUACGAAUCAUUGUCCACAAUCUUGGAAUGCAUGAAGGUCCAUGGAUGGAGUUCAGACAAUAUUGCAUUUGGCAGUGGGGGAGCCUUGCUGCAACGAAUUGACCGUGAUACUCAGAAGUGUGCCUACAAGUGUAGCUAUACAGUGAUCAAUGGAAAAGAGGUAAAUGUGUUCAAGCAACCAAUCACCGAUCAGGUCAAGAAGAGCAAAAAGGGGAGGCUUUCAUUGGAGGUUAUCAAUGGAGAAUAUGCAACAAUUCAAGAAGGCCAUGGAAAUCCAAAAGAGGAUCUACUUCAAGUUGUUUUUGAAAAUGGUAAGCUGCUGAGAGAUUUCACAUUCAAGGAGGUACGGGCAAAUGCUGAACUGGAGAUGGUCAAGAAGAGACAGUCAGACAGCUAGUCCCUGAUGACCACUUGCAUCUUGGAUUCACAUCCUCAUCUUUAAACACUUUGCAACUUGCUUACCGUUGGAAAGGCUCCACCUGUGAUAGGUAUCUCGCUGGGUGUCCCCAUUAUCAGUGUACCAAUAGCUUUACACAUUUAACUGUGGAUUACUUGACUGUUCAAGUGAUUACCCUUCAGUUUUGUAUCCUAGGAUGUAGAUUUAAACACUUGCAUGUAGACUUUGGCACAAAGCUAUGAUGGGGUGAGAGAUGUAUUUAAAUAGAUUACUUAAUUUUCUAAAUAAUAUUUGAAUAAUGAAGUGCUAUGGCAAUUAUUUUGUGUGAAAUGUUAUAAAAUAAUGUUCAGCAUAUAUAUAUAUAUA